AUGAAGGAAGAAAAUGAGAAGGCCGAACAUCUGAAUGACGCAAGGGUUGGUACUACCACUGCAAUCGUACCAGAAGUGCCUGCCCCUGAAACCACACUACUUUCUAGCAUCGUCGAAGCUACUGUCGACUAUGAAGGACCCCACGAUGCUUCAAACCCAAGAAAUUGGUCGAAAGCUUAUAAAUGGAGUCUAAUGCUUAUAAUAAGUGCACUUUCUAUGACAACAAAUCUCACUGUGCUUAUUUGCGCUCCUGCCAUACCACAAAUCCUGGAAGAAUUUCGUUCUGCCAGUGUACUUAACGCUACCCUGAUCCUAACAAUAUGGAACCUAGGAGCUGCUGUUGGCUGUCUAUUUAUGGGCCCUCUGAGUGAGAUGUACGGACGCAGACCAGUCUAUAACUUGGCAAACCUCUUGUUUCUCCUCUGUAUAAUAGCGGAAACCCAAAGCAAGAAUGUUGCUAUGGUUAUUGUUUUUCGAUGUCUCGGUGGAGUCAGUACGGCCACGACAGCUCUCAAUCCAACUAUUGUGGGAGAUGUGUUUAAUGUUGAAGAGAGAGGAGGUGCUCAGUCUUUACUUUCCCUGAUGCCCCUGAUAGGUCCUGCGAUUGGACCUAUAUUCGGGGGUUAUAUAGCUCAGACAGAGGGUUGGAGAUGGACCUUUGGUCUAGCUGGUAUCACUUCUGGAACAUUAAGCAUUCUGUUCUUUCUGAUCUACCGUGAGAGCUACGAUGCAACAAUUCUUAGGCGCAAAGCAGCAAAGAUGCGCAAGGAGUUCAAUGACCCAUCAAUUCAUUCUCGAUAUGAUGAGCAGGGCUCGAAGAUAAGUUCAAUCGUGAACGCACUCGUGAGACCAAUCAAGAUAUUGGUCGCUCCUAUCUUUGCAUUGUUGAUUUUCUCCAUGUGUUUACUCUCUUCGUAUGUAUAUCUGUUAGCAUCAACAAUCACAGAAGUGUUUCAGACAAAUUAUGGGUUCUCAGAGGGUGAAGCGGGACUCGCAUUUCUUGGGCUAGCCAUAGGUAUGGCAUUAGGCGCAAUUCUUUGUUCUGCGGUGCUAGAUUGGUAUACAAAAAAAAUGAAAGUCCUCCAUGGCGGCGAGAUCAAACCAGAAUGGCGCCUUCCUCCGAUGACCCUGGGAUUCGUAAUUGCCCCAAUAGGUUUAAUCACAUACGGAUGGACGGCUUAUUUUCACGUACACUACAUAGUUCCCGUAUUUGGAACUGCUCUAUGUGGCUUUGCGACCUACACUACAGUAGUCCCUACUACAGUGUAUUUGGUCGAUAUAUCAGGAAUUUUUCGCGGUUCAGCCAUGUCUGCAAUGACUAUGUCUCGCAAUAUAAUGUCCACCAUUUUACCGCUGGCUGGACCACCGCUAUAUCGAUCCCUAGGUUUAGGUUGGGGGAACUCUGUUCUGGCUUUUAUUGCUUUAUCGUUUGCUCCUCUGCCAUUCAUUUUGCUUAGGUACGGAGAACGUAUUCGGAGCAAAUCGCGACUUGAAGACUGGAUGUGA
Botrytis deweyae is the source of this 1506-nucleotide messenger RNA. RefSeq lists its product as uncharacterized. Gene Ontology annotation, biological process: transmembrane transport. The coding region runs from base 1 to 1506 and encodes 501 amino acids. The record is from RefSeq and is a predicted model, not a curated record. NCBI's taxonomy places the organism in Eukaryota, Fungi, Ascomycota, Leotiomycetes, Helotiales, Sclerotiniaceae. Gene Ontology annotation, cellular component: membrane. The transcript has 2 exons. Gene Ontology annotation, molecular function: transmembrane transporter activity.